Molecule: messenger RNA, 915 nt
Organism: Protobothrops mucrosquamatus (brown spotted pit viper)
Lineage: Eukaryota; Metazoa; Chordata; Lepidosauria; Squamata; Viperidae
Product: olfactory receptor 14C36-like
Exons: 1
Coding region: 1-915 (304 amino acids)
Biological process (GO): G protein-coupled receptor signaling pathway
Cellular component (GO): membrane
Molecular function (GO): olfactory receptor activity; G protein-coupled receptor activity
Source: RefSeq, a predicted model, not a curated record
AUGGAUAACCAAACUACAAUGCCUUACUUUUUGCUCCUUGAAUUCUCAACUGUUCGGCAACUGCAAUUGCUACAUUCCUUCUUCUUCUUUGUGUUAUACCUGGCAAUUACAACAGCAAAUCUUCUCAUCAUUGCUGCUAUAGCUUUUGAUCAGCAACUGCACAGACCCAUGUACUUCUUUCUGAUGAAUUUAGCUCUGCAAGAUGUAGGGUCUGUUUCUGUUAUUGUCCCCAAAUCCAUGAUAAAUUCCCUCAUGGACACCAGACACAUCUCUUACUUUGGUUGCAUCAUUCAGGUUUUUCUCUUUGUGUCCUUUCUGGGUUCUAGUUUAUCUCUUCUGACAGUCAUGGCAUAUGAUCGGUAUGUUGCCAUUUGCCAUCCACUGCACUAUGAGAUGAUGAUGAAUUGGAAAGCCUGCACUGAAAUGAUGAUUCUGGUUUGGUUUGCAGGUCUUCUCUAUGGAACGUUGCAUACCACUGGCACUUUUUCCAUUCCUUUCUGUUCUAAUGUUGUCAACCAAUUCUUCUGUGAAAUUCCGCACUUGCUAAAAUUAUCCUGCACUGGCUUCAAUCUACUUGAAAUUGGAGUUCUUGUGACUAGUGCUGCAGCAGCACUAGGCUGUUGUACUUUUAUCAUUGUAUCUUAUGCCAUGAUUUUCAAGGCAGUGCUAAGAAUCCCUUCUGAACAAGGAAGGCAAAAAGCCUUAUCUACAUGUAUUCCCCAUCUUACAGUGGUGUUUAUAUUUUUUUUAACUGGAUGCUUUGCCAAUCUGAGACCUACGUCUGAAAACCCAUCUUACUUAAAUUUUGGAUUGACUCUUAUGUAUUCCAUUCUUCCACCUCUGUUCAAUCCAAUCAUGUAUAGCAUGAGAAAUAAGAAUAUCAGGUUUAUUCUUUCUAAAGUUUGGAGAUUAUGA